AAAUCUAUCAGCUGGACUUUGCAACAUUCCAGCAGUGAAACGAAAACAAUAUCCGAACAAUGUAGUUGUGCAUCUGUUGUGAGAAUAUUACAGUUUGGAGGAAGAGAAUAUAUACUUUCAAAUUCAAUAAACAUAGAAAAUGGAAAUUCUCACGUUACAGGAUGCGACUGGAAAUCAGAUAACGAAAUAAUCAUUGCCGACGCUGCUGUAAAGGGAAGACCAGAAGCCCGUAUAUACAACACAAAAGAUGGUACACUAAAGCAAAAGAUACCUUUAGCUUAUAAACCAUAUGACUUAGCCGUCCUGCCGGACAAUAAAUUUGUCAUGACAUUUCCGAAAGAAGAGAAAUUAUUAAUCGCCAGUUUUGAAGAUCUUAGUUCCAAAAGAUUCGUCGAUGUUUCAAUUAAUUGUUAUGGUGUAUGUCACUGGGGAAAAGGGACAAUUAUUGCUGGCAAGGAAAAUAUAGCGUUUUUCGAUAGUGAUUUUGAUGAAACAAAAACAUUAAUUGUUGAUGGAGAUGAUGUCAGAUAUAUCUGUUCUUACAACAAUAAUUUAAUUUUUUACACCGAUUUGCAAAACAACGAAAUCUGUAGGGUUAUUGGAAAUGGCGAUAAUAGAUUCACGUAUGACGAUACCUACCUCAAGGGACCAGCAGGAAUUAUUCUUGAUGAAUACAAAAACGUGUAUGUUUGUGAAAAGGGUUCUGAAAAUCUUUUUUUUGAACAAAGGUGGAUCAUUUCUUAAAACAUGAUUGUGACGUAAACCUUUUGUUUGUGUUGUCCAUUCUAUAGCUUAAUGUUGAGCUAACUCCCCAAACAAUCC
Molecule: messenger RNA, 822 nt
Organism: Saccostrea echinata
Lineage: Eukaryota; Metazoa; Mollusca; Bivalvia; Ostreida; Ostreidae
Exons: 1
Source: RefSeq, a predicted model, not a curated record